CAACGCGAUUGGUUCUUUCAUACGUCUAUCAUGAAAGACCGGAUGUGGGGCAUGUAGAACGUGGCUGUAUACGCGGAACAAGGCCGGGAAAGGACGGAAGUGGGGCAGCCCACAGUGCCAGCACGGCGUUUGACGGUAUUAUUGAGUUACAAAUAUGCAGUCUUGUUGAAUACCCUAUUAUUUGCAUUUCCUUCCAAGGAACAGUCAGAAAAAAAAAAAUGGGUAAAAAAGAUGCUUCCACCACCAGAACACCGGUAGACCAAUACCGCAAGCAAAUAGGAAGACAAGACUACAAGAAAAACAAGCCUGUAUUAAAAGCAACAAGAUUAAAAGCCGAAGCCAAGAAAGCAGCAAUAGGGAUAAAGGAAGUGAUCCUGGUCACCAUUGCGAUCUUGGUGUUGCUGUUUGCAUUCUAUGCCUUCUUCUUUCUUAACUUGACGAAGACGGACAUUUAUGAAGACUCAAAUAACUAGUAUCUUCAAAAUCAUUUCUCAGUGCAUUUUAUGCAACAGAAUCAGUGAAAAAUGAUAAAAUAAAUGUUAUUGCAGGUUUUAAAUAUGCAUUGUACUGUUCAGACAUUGUAUAUAUAUAUAAUCCUGACCAUAUUAAUGCUAUACAAGUAAUUAAGAAUUCAACUUUUGGGUGACUGAUAAUUCCAAUAUGCUGUAUCCUCAAGCCUCGAUGCAAAAACCACUCUACAUUCCAUUUUAAUUAGAAAUCCGGGAAUAUUUUUCAUAUUCUUAUUUUUACUUAGGCCUAUAAUUAUCAUUCUUAUAGUAAUUAUUGAUUUAUAGUAAUACAAUGAUGUCUUACAGAUCGAUUUUUUUAUCUCAUAUUUUCAAAAUAAUCGUAUGCAUUUUAUUAGCACCUUGUCAAGAAUACUGAAAUGAAUGCAUCAAUGCUGUACUGUAAAUUUUGCUUUAUUACAUAAUGAAAUUUAGUAUACUUGGAGCACACAAUUAUAAUAGGUCAAUUUUAUAAAUAAAUUAUACAUUCCUUAAAUAUA
This is a messenger RNA of Xenopus laevis (African clawed frog), 1006 nucleotides long. It is a transcript of the gene triqk.L, whose product is annotated as triple QxxK/R motif containing L homeolog. Bases 219 to 473 code for a protein of 84 amino acids. Gene Ontology annotation, cellular component: endoplasmic reticulum membrane. The record is from RefSeq and is a predicted model, not a curated record. The transcript has 5 exons. NCBI's taxonomy places the organism in Eukaryota, Metazoa, Chordata, Amphibia, Anura, Pipidae.